Trichophyton benhamiae CBS 112371 is the source of this 357-nucleotide messenger RNA. RefSeq lists its product as uncharacterized. The coding region runs from base 1 to 357 and encodes 118 amino acids. Gene Ontology annotation, cellular component: mediator complex. Gene Ontology annotation, molecular function: transcription coregulator activity. The transcript is spliced from 4 exons. NCBI's taxonomy places the organism in Eukaryota, Fungi, Ascomycota, Eurotiomycetes, Onygenales, Arthrodermataceae. The record is from RefSeq and is a predicted model, not a curated record. Gene Ontology annotation, biological process: regulation of transcription by RNA polymerase II.
AUGGCUACGCAACAGCCAACGUCCCGUGCUCUCCAUGCACGAAUCAAUGCCGAUAUAACACAGCUUCUCCAGAGAUUUGAAAACAUCAUGGCUGCUGCAACAGUGGACAACCCCAGUCGCACAUCCUCCGCCAUUGAGUCGUACCAGCUUGACGUUGAAUCGACAGCGCUCAUCCGCGCUGCCGAGGAUAUCUUGUCCCUUACGCGUACAUUGAAAGAGACAUGGCUAUUUGGGAAGCUAGAGACGCUUGGAGAAGAUGAGAGAGAUAUUCAACGACGGGAACAGCUGGAGAAAGAUGUAGAAGCUGUCAGAGAUAUGAUCCAGCAGAGAACGCAAGCAGAAUCGGAGAAGCAAUGA